This is a messenger RNA of Nannizzia gypsea CBS 118893, 1395 nucleotides long. RefSeq lists its product as hypothetical. The record is from RefSeq and is a predicted model, not a curated record. Lineage: Eukaryota; Fungi; Ascomycota; Eurotiomycetes; Onygenales; Arthrodermataceae. The coding region runs from base 1 to 1395 and encodes 464 amino acids. The transcript has a single exon.
AUGGCUCCAGCUCCUGUCGUUGCCCCUACGGAGGGAGGGAUCUUAUCCGACGGAUCUUCUUCAGUCGUUGCAGAGUUCCUCAACUCAAUAAAACGAACAACGCCAUCAAAUCUCAAGGACUUCAUUAUCCCUAAAAACCUCCCGACAAGAUCACUUGAAACAAAUAUGGAAGGGACAAAGGUCCUUGCCGCCAGAGAUAAGGAACCCACAACACCACUACCAGCCUACGGUGAAGGAGCGAUUGAUCCGCACAACAUCAAUAUGCAAGGCAUUCUGGCACUUUUUGCUCUGCUUGGUGCAGCGCUUGUUAUCGCGGCAAUCUGGUUCUUCUUUUGGGCGAAGAAUGGCGGAUUCAUUUGGCGAGAGAAUGAUUGGGAUGAUUAUAAAUCUACAGUAUUACGACGAAAGGGCCCUGACGGCCGAACACUUUCCAACGCUACGAAAAGUACUGCACUUGGCGGAGGAAGUAUCGUUGGCAGGGAAUAUCGAGAUUAUGAUGACGCCACCACUACUAUGGAAACGGAAACUGUUGCAACGGGUAAAACGGGUAGAACUAGAAGAGGGUUCAAUGCUAUGAAGAAGAAACUGUUGCGUCGACAGAAGGAGUCCGACUGGGAAGGUGGCCAUGACGAGGAUAUGCGAGCCUACCGCCAUGAGAAGGCUGCACAAGUUGGUGGUAUGAACCGUGAAGCUGAUGGAACAUAUCAUGGCUCCGACUUUACUCCUACAAAUACACACACAAAUACACAUGAUGCGCCUAGCGAAGCCGGAUAUACCUAUACCUACGAUGAGAAGAGCGAAUGGACACAGAGCCAGGCCGGUUACACUAAUCAGUAUGAAGAGAUGGAUAUCUCUAGAGGCCGGAACGUAUCUGGUUUCUCCUUCGUUGCAGGUGAAGAGGAUACUGUCUCUCAUGUAACAGAGGAGCAACGGCCUCUUCGAGAGACGUCUCCUCCGGCCCGUCCCCGCGACACCGAUCGCCGUACCGCGGGUAGUCGUACUGAAGCAAGUUAUACGGAAGCGAGUCGCUCUGAAGUUAGCCGCUCUGAAGCUACUCGUUCCGAAGCUGGCCGGUCUGAGGUUUCGGACACCGAACGUCGCUCUCGCCAUGCUCGACGCUCCCAACGUCCCCGUGGGCCUAGAUCGAGUGCCAGCAACAGCCGUCAAUCCAGUUCUCGCAAGCACACUUCAAUGCCCGGUGGCUAUACUGAGCCACUUAACAUGUCUGAGUACUCAUACCAGCAUCUUGAUGGCUCGGACAAAGGCACUAGCAACUUGAGUUAUCACCAACCUCUCCCCGCCCUAAGCAAAGGAUACCGCCGUGCGGGCCGAGGCAGACGUCGAGACAGCUUGAGCGACAGCGAGGGAGAAGACUAUGAUAGUCGUCGGUCGUGA